This is a messenger RNA of Schizophyllum commune H4-8, 1886 nucleotides long. RefSeq lists its product as uncharacterized. The record is from RefSeq and is a predicted model, not a curated record. The transcript has 2 exons. Bases 220 to 1680 code for a protein of 486 amino acids. NCBI's taxonomy places the organism in Eukaryota, Fungi, Basidiomycota, Agaricomycetes, Agaricales, Schizophyllaceae.
AUGUACCUUCAUCCUGAAGGAGAUAUCGUACGCUCUAUACUGUCCGAAACAUGCUAGCGAUUACUAGAUAUCUCGACAUGCGCUCGGGGAGGCCGGGCGAUCGAAGGUAACGUAACGUCCAGGUCCUAUAUAGUCUGUUCUCGCAAACUCGCCGUACUCACUCUCACAGAUAUACACCGCGCGCUCACUUUGACUCCCUUGAUCUCUCUGCGCACUGCCAUGUCUCAGCGCUCUUGCCCUCCACCUCAACGUUCCGUCGCCUACGAGCAACCAUCGACGGACGCAGAGCAACCUUCCAAGCUAGAUCUCAAUUGUCCUACCUGCGGCAGACACUUGUCCAACGUGGGUAACCUCAACCGCCACCGGAGGGACCUGCACCGUUGGGUCAAACCGGACGACAGCAAGACUGAAAGGGGUCCGAGCCAGCUGGAUCAUUUAGGCUUCGACAAGUACAAUGCCUCUGGGCCUUCGAAGUUAGACGCCCAGGAUGCUGGUUCGGGGGCGUCGAACGAACUUCCUAUCGGUUCACCCUUCCCGCCACGCGAAGAAGUUGUCGAUAUUCAACGAUACUCCUCAGACGGUCGAGCCCCUUCAUGCCCUCGCGCGGACAUUCUGUCCGGCUACUUCAACGCCGCCGACACGGGCUCGGCCUCGUGCGUCCAGAUAGAGACUCCAAUUCCAACCCGUCUGCCGGCUUCGACGGAGUCAACCUUUCUCUCUAUGUCCUUCGGCAAUUUCAGCACGACGCCACCGCCGUGCGUCGCUCAUACCUAUGGGGCCACUCUCGACGUUGAUAUCUGGUCGCGCGAGAAUGUCUCGCGCCGCACCGACUUCUCGUCACCUGUAGACGAUGGAUAUUACUCGUCCAACGCGGAUCCCGGCAACAUCUCCAUCUACAAGCCUCGAUUUGCACACGCUUCUGUCGCUCCUCACAGACGGACCGACUUCGACAUGGUCAAGGGAGGCUAUCCCCACCCUCCGCAAUGCGUUCGCGCUCCUCGUCAUCAAGACCCUGGGUCGGCUGCCGGGGUUGGAUAUCACUCGCACGUCGCGCCUAAGAUGGACACUUUGUCGGUGCCAACGAUGUAUUUUCCACCAGUUCCCCCACCGCAGCCUGACUUUUUCUGGAGUGAGGCGGUGGAGAUGGGGAUUGAACAACAGCGACAGGCGGAAGCUUAUCUUCGACAAGAGCUCGUCCUGCAACCGCAUAUUGCUCCCGCACCACAACGUACUGCGCGAGGACCGCUUCACGAGCAGUAUGCCGGUAUGGUACGCGCUCGGCAGCAUCAACAAGGAAGUCACCCGCAUACCAGUUCCAUGCAUGGGUCUCAAGCGCUCACUCGACAGUAUGCGGGGACCCACGCAACAACUCAUGUCCCGACUCGAAUGGACUUCAAUCAGCGCCCGCCUCAAGCGACUACCUCGUACCCUCAGCAAGCGUUUGACGCUUCCCUUCUUCCCCCUCAGUCUGGCAACGAGAUAUCAUACCAUUCCGACCAAGUCGUCUACGCGCAGCAAGCGCCCUCUACGUGGCGCUUCCCUGACCUCGAUCCGCACCAUCAUCCAGCCUCCGGAGCGCAUCCCUUCGCUAGCUCCGACGAGUUCGCACAGUACCUCGACGACUCGGACAUGUACGCGCCGCACUUCGACAUCUUUAAUCCGUGCUCGUCCUUCCAUUAGGGCAAUAAGUCUUGUCCCGAAGGUCAGAAUUAUCUAUUAUAAUCGACGUUCUCCUCUACGACUGGCACCAUAAUUCACCACUAUAGAGUAUGGACCUUCCCUUUCUCGCCAUCGCUGUCUACCAUACAUGUCACUCAUAAUUACGCCUCUCGACGCUUCUGACGCUUUCAAAACGCUCCCUUCACAUGUUCUCAUAAUAUAACAUC